AUGGAAAAAACUAGAAAAAGUGGUCAAUCAACCAUAUCAGAAAAUGCAGAUAGUUCAGUAGAAAAAGAAUUGGGUUGUGGUCUAAUGGGUGUUUUUUUCCCAAGAAAUACUAAGCCAAAUAAAUCAACAGCACCACCAAUUCCAACCAAGUCCAUUGACACCAAUGCUGUCAGGAAUUCAAGAAACUGGCGAAGCAGCUCUUGUGGUAAGGCAUGUUUGGACUCCAGGAAAUCAACUAAGCCUUCACCAAAACUAGGUGACAAACCAUUCAGAAAAUCAUCCUUAAACAGUCCGAGGAAUUCGACUUCUUGUGAACAGAAUAAUAUUAGAAGAUCUUCAUCAGAUGGUAUGAGAAAAUCGAAUAAAGCAUCAUCCAAUUUUUCUAGUGUGAGCAGGAUAUCACAAGUUGUGAACUUAGCAUACACACAAAAGCUUAGAAGAGAACCAACUUUUACCUCAACUGAUUUGAGCAUGACAAUCUUUAGUCAUCGAAAAUCCAGGACAAAUGGAACGUUGAAUCGCAGUUCAACAGGCAAUGUUAGCAAAUUAAGCCACUUGGGAAACUUGAAGUUGCAGGGGAACCAAAAUCCCUCUAGUAACAUAAACACCAGCCAGAAAAAAGGCAGUGGCUUGAUGGGAAACAUAGUAAGGCAACCUAGUGUAAGAAGCCAUCAAUCCGGGAGUACAUUUCGCGGUUCUGCAAACAAACUAGACCCUGAUGUACUCAAGUCCAUAGCUUUGAUGAGUUUAGGCCGCAUAAUUGAGGCAGUGCUCGCAUGCAGAGAGGCCAUUCGGCUAGAUCCUUCUUAUCACAAUGCACAUUUUCGUCUUGCUAGACUAUACCUCAGACUCGGAGAUGCUGAGAAAGCAAUAGAUCAUUAUGAACAAUCGGGACGGAAAGCUGACAAGAAGGACAUUGCUGAGUUGCAUAGACAUGAGGAAGCAUACAUUACAAUUCAGAAUGGACCUGAUUUUCAAACUGAGCUGUGUACUAGCCUUUUCGGUUCAGCAAAAACAGCAUAUUUGUUAAUAGUUCGAGCUGAGGCCUAUGCAACUAUAGGCAAGUUUGAGGAUGCCAUGGUUGCAACUCAAGAAGCAGUGAAGUUGGAUAAAAGCAAUGAAGUAAUUAACACAACAAUAAGGAGAAUUAGAGGGUUGGCAUCAGCUCGGUUAAAGGGCAAUGAGCUUUUCAAAGAAAAUAAAUUCUCAGAGGCUUGUUCCGUGUACACUGAAGGACUAGAACGAGAGCCAUACAAUUCUAUUCUGCUAUUUAACAGAGCAGCUUGCCGGUUCAAGCUAGGACAAUUCGAAAAAGCAGUAGAAGAUUGUACUGCAGCUCUUGCAUUACGUCCUUCCUAUGUAAAGGCUAGACUGCGAAGAGCUGAUUGCAACAUCAAGUUGGAAAGAUGGAAGGCAGCUAUUCAAGAUUGUCAAGUGUUGAUGCAAGAAAAUCCAGAGGAUGAUGAAGUAAGUAGGUUGUUUUUAGAAGCAAAUGUUCAGCUUCAAAAGCAGCUAGAAGAGGACCAUAACCAGAGAAAUCUAUUCAAUGGUUCCAACUCCGCGCUUGUCUCCGGCAACUAA
Molecule: messenger RNA, 1581 nt
Organism: Nicotiana tabacum (common tobacco)
Lineage: Eukaryota; Viridiplantae; Streptophyta; Magnoliopsida; Solanales; Solanaceae
Source: RefSeq, a predicted model, not a curated record